AUGACGGAGACAUUAGAAGCCAUCGUGGAUAAAAGACUUGCCCAACUAAAUGAUGCAGAACAAAGCUUUGAUAAAGAUAAUAAAAUUCUGGGUCCCAAGAUCCAAAGGGCACCUACGUUUCUGCGACAAAAUGACAAGUGUGCUAAAUAUUUCUCCCCAAAGAUUAUCUCAUUCGGUCCCAUUCAUCACGGCAGUCAAAGUCUCAAGCAAGGAGAGCGUUACAAGCUUCUAUGGACAUCGAAAUUUGUUGCCGAAAAUAGUGAAAAAAUCAAUCAAGAUAAAGACGUAGCAGCUAAACUUUUGCUCAAAAGGUUAGAAGAUAAUAUGGAAGAAUUGAAGACGUUGUUUACUGAGGAUGCAAUCGAAGGUUACAAGGACAAUGACCUGGUUUGGAUUUUGUUUGUUGAUGGAUGUUCUUUGCUCCAUUUCAUGGAAAAUUUUGACGAACACCGUCCUGAAUCACUAAACCUGAAGUUUGACCAACUAAUGUAUAUGUGGAGAGAUAUGUUGUUGUUGGAGAACCAACUUCCAAGGAGAUUACUUGAGAUGCUAAGCCAUAAGAACGUGGAAUAUUUCAUGAGCAAUUACUGGGACUCUGGUAAAACCAAACUAUGUGGAAUGACAAUGAUCUCAAUUCAAAAUUCUAAACCAAUUCAUUUACUCGAUUAUAGUCGUUCAUUGUACCUGUCAACCAUGAAGGGGUUUCCCACCGACAAAUACAGUGAGAUGGAGGAUAUAAAUAUAAUCCUAAACCAACAACAACAUGAUGCUGAUGAAUGCAAUAUUCAAAUCGAUCCCAUUUCAGGUUGGCAUACUUAUAAGAACAUACGAGAUCUUAAAACAGCAGGGAUUCGAGUGAUGCCAAUGGCAGAUGAGUCAGACUAUGAUGCAUGGAGAUGGAAUAACGUGUCUUUCACUCCUAAGUGGUUUAGUGGCGAAUUGAGGCUCCCAGUGUUUGUGUUCAACGAUGUCACGCCUUAUAUAUUUUGGAACUUCAUAGCAUAUGAGAUGUGUCCAGAUGUUCGUUAUAACUAUGAAUGUUGUUCAUUCUUUUCUUUCAUGGAUUCAUUGAUUGACACUGCUGAGGAUGUGAAGGAGCUUAGAUUAGCUGGUGUGUUUCAAAACUUGCUGGGAACCGACGAAGAUUUGGCCAAGCUCUUUAACGAAUUGGGUGAUGAUUUGCCAACUAAAAUGUACUGCGACCAAUUCUACACUUGUGCAGUGGCCUACAGCAAGAAAUAUAUUUUCGUGAAGGAUCAAAUUGAAAAGCAUUACAGAAAUAAAUGGAGGACAUGGUUGGCUCAAGUUUACAAUACUCAUUUCCAUACUCCAUGGGCCAUGAUUGCCUUUUUAGCUGCAUCACUUGCUUUGCUUCUCACUUUUAUCCAAACCUGGUUCGCCAUACAUCCUAAAAAUUGA
Messenger RNA from Abrus precatorius (Indian licorice), 1419 nucleotides. Its product is annotated as UPF0481 protein At3g47200-like. Bases 1 to 1419 code for a protein of 472 amino acids. The transcript has a single exon. NCBI's taxonomy places the organism in Eukaryota, Viridiplantae, Streptophyta, Magnoliopsida, Fabales, Fabaceae. The record is from RefSeq and is a predicted model, not a curated record.